AUGACACCGAUAUUCAAAAGCAGUGAAUUCGUACCAUCUGUAUCGGAUUUCGUUAAUAUACCAUUUUUUCUAAUAAAAUGUUUGGGUGUAAAACUUUUCAAAUGGACACCGGAUGAGUCAAUAACCAAACUACAAACAACACUACUGGGAUUAUUCACGGUUUUUUCGAUUUUCAAUUUUACAAGCAUGUUGCUCUACGUCGUCUACGAAGAUUUGGAAACCUUACUGGAUAUAACUGAGUUUGUUUUAUUUUGGGGAUUCACGCUGAAUGCUCUGAUGAAGGGCGGUACAAUGGUCUGUUUUCGACAUGAAAUCGAGUCUAUACUUAAGGGUUUAAUUGCCAAACAUCCAAAAACGGCGGAAGAGCGUGCGGCUUACCAAUUAGUGCCAUACUUCAGAACAAUUAAUAUAUCCAAUAAAUAUUUGUCAAUAUGGCAUUUAAGUAUAACAUCAAUAUUUGUUGUUCAUCCACUGAUAGCAUCGAUACAUGGUUAUGUAAGCCGUGAGGAUAAAAAUAAAAGUUUUGACUUCACGUUACCUUUCAUGAUGACCUAUUUCUAUGAUAUAAAUCAACCAAUAGCUUAUGCGAUUUCAUAUCUUCUACAAUGUUGUGGGGCAUUCCAUGUGUCACUAUUAUUUUUGAGUGGUGACUUAUUGCUCAUCUCCAUGGUGCACUUGGUUAACAUGCAUUUCGGAUAUUUGAUUUAUAAAAUAGAGAGUUUUCAACCUACCGGUACGGAUGCUGACAUGAAAGUGCUCGGACCUUUGAUGGUAUAUCACAAUGAAAUGUUGAAUUAUGCUGAGCGAAUCGAUAACACUUUCGGCGUGGCCACACUUCUCAACUAUGUCGGAUCAUGCUUGGUACUUUGCCUUAUAGGUCUUCAAAUAGCAAUGGGCUCGGAGGCUGUAAUCGUCAUUAAGUUUAUCGGUUUUCUUGUUUCAACCAUAGUGCAGGUCUUUUUCGUCUCAUAUUUCGGCAAUAACAUGAAAGAUUUGAGCACUGGUAUAAGUGAUGCGUUCUACAAUCAUCCCUGGUACGAUGCCAAUUACAAGUAUAUGCGAAUGCUAGUUCUACCCAUAGCACGUGCUCAGCGUUAUGCGCGCUUGACGGCUUUUAAAUUCUUCGAGAUAUCAAUGGAUAGUUUUAAGUCGCUCUGUACCACAUCAUACCAAUUUUAUACACUAUUGCGGACAAGCAUUGAGGAAGAGGGUGUUUAA
Messenger RNA from Bactrocera latifrons, 1218 nucleotides. RefSeq names its product odorant receptor 67c-like. The coding region runs from base 1 to 1218 and encodes 405 amino acids. Lineage: Eukaryota; Metazoa; Arthropoda; Insecta; Diptera; Tephritidae. The transcript is spliced from 4 exons. Gene Ontology annotation, cellular component: plasma membrane. Gene Ontology annotation, biological process: detection of chemical stimulus involved in sensory perception of smell; sensory perception of smell. Gene Ontology annotation, molecular function: odorant binding; olfactory receptor activity. The record is from RefSeq and is a predicted model, not a curated record.